GGAUCAAAUCUCAACUCAAACGUGCAGAGUAAUCAGACACUUCAGAAGUGACGUCAUGAACGUGCAAUAAUUCCCGUUUGGAGAAGAAACAACCACUUUAUCCAUUUUUAUCGGACACAUUUAAAAGAGAAGAGUAAAGCAGUUAAGGAGCUUAUCUCGACGCAUGAUUUUUACCAUGGAAAAACUUGUGUUGCUCGUUGUUUCACUGCAGAUAAUUGCUGGAACACUUGCAAGUGGCAAUCAAUGCUGUAGCAAGCCUGAGGGACAGUGCUGCAAUAACUGGCAGUUUAUAUACGAGGUGGAUUCAAGUGGUCGUCAUGUCUCCGGUAAUAAGUACGCAUUGUUGGCUGCUAUUCUUGCUGGGUCACGUGUCCGUGUGUCACUAGGAGACUACUACGCAGARGCAGAUGGUGUUUAUGUGCACGGAGACCACGCCCAUGCUGAGUUAAUACAGCACGUAAGCAAAGCAAAUUGGAAACACUUUCAGAAUGAUGCGUACUGGUGGUGGACGAUUAUAUCAACGACUGGGAAUAUGUACAACAUCAGGUACAACGUCGGAUCUCACCAGUCACGAGGCGACACGACAACCAAACAAGCAGCAAAGUGGUUCAUUAAAACAGCCUACUACCAAAACUACCCAGUCUACUCGAACAAUAAAGCAGGCCAAGCCACCUCUGGAAACCUGCAGGACUUGAAGAGUGCUGUCCAAUCAGGCAAAGAGAUUCGCUUGGUGACAAGCAAAUCCUACAAUUUUCGUCUUCAAAAUAUAGCAUUCGAUUCAGCUAAAGUGGCUGGUCAAUUUCUUGAUCACGUGAGCAAAACGACAUCAGGUGUUGACAUUAAAUACCAAAGUAACGCCUACUGGUGGUUCACGAUGAUUAGCACCAGUGGAAAGAGAGAUAUGUCACGGUGGUCUGUUGGUAGUCACGUUGAUAGAGGUCAUACCAGUGAUACAGUUGAUACUGAWUGGUUCAAAGACGACUGCUGGGAGCUUGUGUACUCUCACGACAAAACCGGUCGAGCCACCAAGGGAACCCUCAGUGAUUUGAUCCUGGCCGUACAGUCAGGAAAGCGUAUUCGCUUCCAGUUCCCAAGCAGUGCCUACUACACUGCCGAAGCAGACAACUUAUCCAUUCGAAAGGGUCACGUGACGGCCCAGGCUUUAAAGCAUGUCAGCAAAGCUUCGUUGGAGAAAUUCCAGGACAACGCGUAUUGGUAUUGGCUGAUGGUGUCCAGCACUGGUACURUGAGGGAAACAAGGUACAACGURGGAUCACAUGUCAGCAGAGGAGAAUCCAAGAGCAAACGUCCAAUCACAUGGUUCGCUGAAAAACGUGACUGGAAAUUAGCCUUCAUUCACGACAAGAAUGGCGGAGCGAGGUAUGGAUCAAAGUCUACCGUCAUCAAUGCUGUGAGGAAAGGGGCCGCGGUACGAAUUGUCAAUGACGAUGGUGCCUACGCAUUUCCAGCUCAAAAUCUGGCCAUUCACGGUGGUGACGUUGCAGCCCAAACCGUGAACCAUGUCAGCAUGAUGUCAGCAUCUGACAGUGCCUACGAAGUGUCCAUCCAACCCAAUGCCUAUUGGUGGUUCACUAUUGUAACAACUCAAGGCGAGAGAGAUAUGUCACGUUGGACGGUUGGUAGUCACCAGAGUAGAGGGCGCAGUCAAGACCGUGUUGCAAUGAGGUGGUUUAUUCAACAAUAAACACUGAAARAAGCUCAUGGCACGUGAAGUCAUAGUGCAACUAAAUCAAUGUUAGACAUAAAUAGUAUUUCAUCAUUUGAAACAAGAGAAUAAUUUCUUGUGAUAAUGUGUAGGUUUAUAGUUGGAAAAGAUUUCAACACUUAAAAAUAAAACAAUAAAUGCACGAAUGCAGAAUGAAUUUA
Exaiptasia diaphana is the source of this 1887-nucleotide messenger RNA. RefSeq lists its product as uncharacterized. The coding region runs from base 164 to 1705 and encodes 513 amino acids. Lineage: Eukaryota; Metazoa; Cnidaria; Anthozoa; Actiniaria; Aiptasiidae. The record is from RefSeq and is a predicted model, not a curated record. The transcript is spliced from 3 exons.